CAAACAACAAUCUGCACAGUCAAAUACUCGAUUUCAUUAUCAUUUCAUAUAUCGUGACGUUACCCGUUUCCGAUAGACACCUAUUUCCGAUAGGUUCCGAUAUUGCGCGUGUUUUUGUUUACUACAUGACGUCACAGGUAAACAACUUGCAAGCAAGUGCGUUCGACAUCGGCGAUUUUUUGUAGCUCAACAAUUUCGUGAAAAUGCUGCGAAUUAAGCUUAAAUCUCCGACUUCCCGCGGACCCACGCAUGCAAGGCGGCGUUUGUAUUCAUCGACAACUCUAACUAGGGCAUACAUGGCAGUUAAAGAGGAUAAUAUCCCCGUAUAUAGGGCUUCAAAGAUAUAUGGAGUGCCUCUUACCACGUUGCGCGAUCGCGUAGACAGUAGAGUGUCGGUUGAUAGCGUAAAAAAUGGACCCGCACCGCUGCUUAGCCUCAGUGAGGAACAGCUACUGGUCGAGCAUGUGAAAGGUCUAGCGCGUGUCGGGUACGGGUACACUCGGGCAGAAAUAUGCUACAAGGCGUCCGACUUCGCUGUUUACCUUGGAAAACGGGGAAGGGAAGAGAAACCACUCAGUCUCAAAUGGUUCUAUGGCUUCAUGGGCAGGUGGCCAGAACUCAAAGUUGUUAAGCCAUUCGGACUUCCUGAACAACGAGCAAGGUGUGCUUCUAAGGAAGUGAUCCUGAACUACUUUGAAGAACUGAAAACUAUCUUCGACAAGUACGAGUUGCACAACAAACCUCACCUUGUGUACAACAUCGACGAAAAGGGUAUAAAUACCGAAUAUAGACCACCAAAUAUUGUAGCUGGCUUCGAUGCACGUCCUCAAGUGGUGAUGGCCGAACGAUCGAAAACGGUGACAGUGAUCGGCGGAGGAAAUGCUCUUGGUUCCCAGAUACCGCCAUUCUUUGUAUUUCCCGGUCAACGGAUGCUACCGGAGCUUAUGGUCGGAAAGAGUGAAGGGACUGAAGGCAUGAUGACGCAAUCUGGUUGGUCAAACAGCGAAGUGUUUCUUCGCUAUAUGAAGACACACUUCUUGAAAUAUGCCAUGGGACGCAACCAAGAAGAUACCACAUUGGUGUUGUACGAUGGCCACAAGAGUCACAUCUCCAUUGAACUCAUUGAAUGGGCAAAAGAGAACAGAAUAAUGCUAUUCGUUCUACCACCUCACUGUUCCCAUAUUUUAAAGCCCAUGGAUGUCGGUUGUUUCGGCCCAUUCCAAAAGAAAUACAACCAGGAAUGUUUAACGUACUCCAGACUGCACACCAAUAAUGCCAUUGAUGCGGUGACUAGUCUUGGCGAUGCCAUAGCACCUUCAGAGCUGUAUGCAGCCACCUGUGAAAAGCUGGCUUCUGGUGCGGAUAACAUUAUCCAACAUGAGCCUGACAUAAACGACGGUGCAAAGUUCUUCAGUGACUUCCCCACUGAAGUUUCGAAGAAAGUGUCCAAACCCCGCCGAAAUAUCCACAAGCUUGUUGGUGGCAAAGCAAUGACGGAAGACAAAACGUUCAACGAUGUGCGUCAAUACAUUGCCGAGUCCGCCAACCGCCCAUCGACCGCUGGCAAGGCAACAACUACAGGCAGUCCAGUAGCAGGACCAUCACGUGCAAUACAGACCAGUGAUGAUGACUCCAUGUCCUUAGAUGAAGAUGUGACGGACGAUGAGAAAUGUUGCGUGUGCAAGAAGUACAACUGCACUUCAAAAGAUGGACAGUCUCUUGCAAUUUACACAUGGGCGCAAUGUGAUGUAUGCCAACACUGGACACACCUUAAAUACUGCACACCAGUCAGAGUAGUCCGGAGAAACACCUCUUUCAAAUGCCCAUGUUGUUAA
Molecule: messenger RNA, 1835 nt
Organism: Dreissena polymorpha
Lineage: Eukaryota; Metazoa; Mollusca; Bivalvia; Myida; Dreissenidae
Exons: 3
Coding region: 204-1835 (543 amino acids)
Cellular component (GO): nucleus
Molecular function (GO): DNA binding
Source: RefSeq, a predicted model, not a curated record